UGCGCGCAUGUUGUAACGCUCAUUCACAGAUAGUCAAUCCACGGGGACAUAGCGGGUAUCGUGCAGGAACAUGCGGAUUCUAUAUGUACUCAAUGUUGCUUUUUUAAUUUUGGAACAUACCUUUUUCUUGGAAUGUGCGGUGCUCAGAACGGCGGGUGAUGCAUCUAGUCGACAGAAGCGGUCUGCGUUGGAUGGGACAUGCAGCAGUCCGCUAGGGAUCUCACGGGACUCCAUUAAUGUCCAGGUGGGCUUCACCAUCAGCGAGGAGAAUGACCAUCCCGCACAUGGACUUCUAUUCCGGUCCCCUAACGCGGACGAUAACUCAUAUAUCCAGGUUUCCAUUGGUCAGGUGGAGUUCCAGGACCCGAUGCUCAUUACCGGGAUGGUGACCCAAGACAGCCCGAGCGCCCUCUCGCGUGUCACCCACUUCCAGAUCGCCCAUAGCACCGACUGCAUCCAAUUCCGGUCUGUCGAGGACAGGAACGGACAGCCAAAGGAGUUUGCGGGUACGGUAUUCGCUAACACGACGGCGACGGUGAUGUUUGAGAGUGUGUUCGAGGCGCGGUGUGUGCGGGUCGUCCCCACCAGAAGGGUUGGUCACGAUACCGCCAUCAGGUUCGAGCUCCUCGGAUGCGCCCCGAUGCAGUGCCAAUCUACCAUUAUGCCCCGGUCAGAUGAGCGGCCAGGCUCUUACCUCCGAAAGUUCUUGUUUGACAAAGAAAAGGUCAUUACGUCCCUGACCAUAUCGCUGCGCGGCCCAGCGACUGAAGGCAAUGUCGCCUUCAUGCUUGCAUACAGCCGCACAUGCGACUUUGACGGAGGAAAUAUUGUCAUGGAGGACAACAUACCAAAGGUGUUCAUUAUACCAGAGGGCGAGCAGGAUGUCAGAGUUACCGGGACAUCACUCCCCUUACGCACCCAGUGUCUGGGCGUCCUCACCCCCGACCCGGCUCUGCUGACGUCAGAUGAGCACAUGCUACACCAGUCACCCCGUAUGCGCUCCGUCUUAGCGGAUGAUUAUGACGUCUCGUUUGAAGGAUGCGAUGCUCUCGAUCCUCACGAACCAUUGGACUCCUGCGGCAAGACGUACGUCUCGGAACACGACGUCCAUCGGCGCCGGAAACGCGUUGUGGGAGGGUCACCGAUUCUGCCAGGGGAGUGGCCGUGGCUUGUGUCGCUACACUUUCUACCUGGCCACGCUUUCACUGACAGGUCCGGUUUGGAUCACUUGUGCGGUGGCUCCCUUAUUAACCAACACUGGGUUCUCACCGCCGCGCACUGCUUCAGUGAGAUGAUGGGUGACGGACUGUCGGUGGCGGGCAACUGGCGCGUGGUGCUCGGGGAGCACGUGCAGAACCUGACUGAGGGCACAGAGCAGCGCCUCGAGAUUGACACCAUCGUCGUACACCCUCAGUUCGUAUUGGCGAUGGAAAGUGAGAUUCUGUUUGACAUCGCGUUGGUGAGGUUGUCGAGGCCAGCCCAGCUGUCGGAUUAUGUGAACACCGUCUGUCUCGAACCCAACUACACAUUCCCCGAUCUCAGCGACUGCGUCACUGCCGGAUGGGGUUUCAUAGAAGACGAUGGAGUGGGCGUGGACAUUCCGCACCACGCGGGUCUCCAGAUCCUGCCGUCCGAGGUUUGCGCAGCCCGCUACAACAUGCUUCCAGCGAACCAUAGUGCGCGGGCCCUGGUCGCCAUUGUGGACUCCGUGCUAUGCGCCACCGCAAGUGAGGGAAGGAUCGGCACAGACUCGUGCAAGGGCGACUCGGGAGGACCGCUCGUGUGUUACCACGACGACCACUGGACGCAGGUAGGCGUGGUUUCGUUCGGGAUGGAGUGCGGAGACCCCACGUUUCCUGGCGUCUACACGCGUGUGAACCAUUACUACGACUGGAUACGUGACACCAUCGAUAAUUACUGACCGGAAGCAGAUCGUUGAUACAAGAGAUGCCGCUGAGAGGUCCUAAAGGGCCGGCGGUUCGCGAGUCUGAAGUUUCCAUGGUAGUCGACCAUGUGUAUAUUUCUUUUACAACAUGAUGUGAAAUACAUCAAGAGAAACAAACAGAUUUUAAUAACUCAGAAAUAAAACUUCAUGAAACUUCAUGAGUUUCAAAAUCUUCACACACGGGGGGUUUCUCUUUGAUCAAACCCGGCAGUUUCAUAAUUAUAAUUAUUAUCAAUAUUGACAUCACACGAUGCAGGACAAUUUGUUCAACCCAGAGCUGGCGCUGCAAAAUUAUUGUAACUGAAGCACGGCUGUUACCACGACACAUGCUCUCAUCGAUGCUUAAAACAUUUGUUUCAUUUACUGAAAUAAAACUCUUAACAUAA
Messenger RNA from Mya arenaria, 2331 nucleotides. Its product is annotated as plasminogen-like. The coding region runs from base 71 to 1921 and encodes 616 amino acids. Gene Ontology annotation, molecular function: serine-type endopeptidase activity. The record is from RefSeq and is a predicted model, not a curated record. Gene Ontology annotation, biological process: proteolysis. The transcript has 12 exons. NCBI's taxonomy places the organism in Eukaryota, Metazoa, Mollusca, Bivalvia, Myida, Myidae.